Messenger RNA from Uranotaenia lowii, 894 nucleotides. RefSeq names its product exosome complex component CSL4 (gene Csl4). Gene Ontology annotation, biological process: RNA processing. Gene Ontology annotation, cellular component: nuclear exosome (RNase complex); cytoplasm. Lineage: Eukaryota; Metazoa; Arthropoda; Insecta; Diptera; Culicidae. The transcript has 4 exons. The record is from RefSeq and is a predicted model, not a curated record. Gene Ontology annotation, molecular function: RNA binding. The coding region runs from base 120 to 758 and encodes 212 amino acids.
AGAUUCUGCAUGCCGCGCAGUACUUUCGCCAUCAGUGUCGCUUCGUGUUAGCUUCUAGAAUUUUUCUGAAAUUAUCACUGUUUUACGGUAAUUCAGUUAACUGUAGUCUACCCACAACAAUGGUGAAGCCAGCGUUAUCGGCAGGCGUCGAGGAAAAGACACACAUCUGCGUCCCAGGCCAGCGGCUAUGUGCCGUAACAGAGUAUACCGUGGGAGGCGAGGGAACCUAUGAGAAACUCGGUUACCUUCAUGCCAGUCUUUCCGGUGUUGUCAGGAUCCGAAAACGACGAAAGAAUAACUACAUAUCGGUAGCGUCGUUUGGCAGUAAAACAGUGGUACCGGUUGUAGGUGAUGUGGUCACAGCGAGGAUCACCGUCUUGAAUCAGCGUUUUGCCAAAUGUUCAAUCAUCUGCAUCGGAAAGACUUGCCUUAAUCGACCAUACAGAGGAAUUCUAAGAAAAGAGGAUGUUCGUGCGACAGAAAAGGAUCGAGUUGAAAUGUAUAAAUGCUUCCGACCCGGGGACGUUAUUCUGGCACGAGUGCUUCCGCUGGUGGAACUCAACACCUAUCACUUGACGACGGCAGAAAACGAACUCGGCGUAGCUGUUGCAAUGUCGACAAGAAGUCCUGAGCCGACGCCCAUGGUUCCGGUCGGCUGGACGGAGAUGCAGUGUCCCGUGACGCUGGUCAAAGAACCGCGCAAGGUGGCCAAAAUAGUACCGGAAACGGCACCGCCAAACUACGACGGGAAGUUGUAGUAUCGACACUUGAACGCCAUUGACGAUUUUAGUUUUGGUUUAAAUCUCUUCAGUUUUGCAUUACUUAGGAAUUACGAAGCCUUUUAAAUGAAGUUUUUUAAGUUAUGUACUCUAAUUAUGAAAUCAAAAUGACAAA